AUGGCUCGAGACCAGGUCAUCGAGAGCACGGCAGUGGUGUCUCAGGAUACCAACAUCAGGACUACUAUGAUUCAGUGGGACGUGAGCUCCACGAAGAACAACACAGAGAUCCUGAGGUCAGAUAUUGAGAAGAGUGGUGCGAGGCUUGAGAGUGUGGGUGGCGAGGUGGGCGAGGUGCAUGGCUUGGUGUCUCAAAUCAGCUCUGGCAUGGAGCACAUGACCAUGGAAACCACGGGCCUAAAGAAAGGAAUCGAUGAAAACACAAUCUCCCUGAAGAAAGAAAGUGAGAAUAAUGAGAGAAGACACCAAGAGUUAUGCAACCUCAUCAUCGGGCAAGUUGAGGCGAAGAGCAAAAUCGCCAAGCGAGAGAGCGCCCUGGAAGACGGCUCACGUAGUCUAAAAAACCAACUCAUGACACUCCUUCUCGAGGGUAAAAAGAAAGAUGCCGAGAUUGCCAUGCUGAAAGAACGACUCAAUCAGAACCGGAAACGGGGCGCAGUGGUCAGCUUGGAUCGUUUCUGCGAGAUUUUAGCCCAGCCCAGCUCUACUGAAGAUAAGCCAGUCGAUAUAGAGCGCAUGUUCCAGCACCCAAACGAAGACUUCAGACGAGCCCUCGUGCACAAGAGUAGGUUCAAUGCAGCCACUCAAGGCCAAGUCCAAUCGUUGCUGCGACAUGAACGGUUACACCGAUGGGUAAGCAGCCAUCACCCCGACCUGAUUCUCGUCGACGCGAACAUCAGCUCGUCCGGCCUGUCAAAGGUGUCCGCCAUAUCAGUCUUUUGCGCCACCUUGAUCUCUAGCAUGAUGGAAGUCCAUCCUGACGAGGUGGUUGUCCAAUUCUUCUGUGGAUUACACACCGCUCCCCUAGAUCCCUGGCACGGGCCGAACGGUCUAGUCUGUUCUAUUGCCAUGCAGCUCUUGAUGAAACUAGUCAAGAUGAACAUUCUAAACUUGGGGUUCAUCAACAAUCGAGACUACCUGAGAGACCUCGAGCAGCACGACUUAAACACGCUCUGCGACACUCUUUACUCGCUCGUAUCUCAAUUCCCAGCCGACACGAGAGUGUACUGCAUCAUCGACUCCGUUUCUUGGUUCGACAAAGACAGGACUUUUGCAGAACUAGCCACUGUAAUGGAAUGGCUACAAUCCAUAGUCGAGGACCGGUCACUGAUUCCUAUAUUCAAGAUAAUGCUGACAAACCCGAUGAAAAGUAACAGGAGAAUGAAGGAGCUGCCGGUGUUCAAAGAGAACCCGUCUAGACUUGUCACUCUGUCUUCGAGGAACCUGAUACCCAUGGUAAUAUCUAACAGAGCGAUCGAGCGUCAACUUUCCAGAUCCCCGUCUCCAUCACCACUCUCACUUAAGAAGGGGGUUGAUAGAACUGCAAGGCCAGAAAGUUAUGACGAUGAUUAUGAUGAAUGGUAG
Aspergillus luchuensis is the source of this 1425-nucleotide messenger RNA. RefSeq lists its product as uncharacterized. The record is from RefSeq and is a predicted model, not a curated record. Lineage: Eukaryota; Fungi; Ascomycota; Eurotiomycetes; Eurotiales; Aspergillaceae. The coding region runs from base 1 to 1425 and encodes 474 amino acids. The transcript has 2 exons.